Messenger RNA from Amborella trichopoda, 573 nucleotides. Its product is annotated as protein DOWNY MILDEW RESISTANCE 6. The record is from RefSeq and is a predicted model, not a curated record. Lineage: Eukaryota; Viridiplantae; Streptophyta; Magnoliopsida; Amborellales; Amborellaceae.
AUGGUACCACCUCACCUCCGGCCAAAGCCCGACGCUGUAAAAUACUUAGAAGACGUUCCUGUAAUUGACCUUUCACCACUCCAGACGCCAAAUUCUCAUGACUUGGCGGACAUUGUCGCUCAAGUACACAAAUCUUUAAAGGAAUGGGGCAUCUUUGUGGUUGUAAACCACGGAGUGGCGCCAGGCCUUUGGCCCGAAGUUAUAAGAGUUAUGUCUGAGUUUUCAAAACUUUCAUUCGAGGAGAAGCGAAAGGUUGCCAGAAACCCGAACAUGCCAUGGGGUUACAACGAAAGUGACCACACGAACAACAUAAGGGACUGGGCCGAGAUUUUCGACUUCAUGUUGAAAGAAGAACUUUCGAUCCCAGCAUCGUUGGAGCCAGAUUGCCAAGAGACAUCGACUCUCCACAACCAGUGGCCAGAAAACCCGGCAGAUUUUCGGAAAGUCUGCAAGGAAUUUACUCAGGCUGCUUCAAAAUUGAUGUGCCAAUUGCUAGAGCUCAUCGCCCUCAGCCUAGGCUUACCAGCUGAUGGCUUCAACCGUUACCUUGAGAACCACAUGAACUACUCUUGA